AUGAAUCAAUUUUUGGUAACUUAUAUCUUGGAAAACACAUUUGGAUCGAUUUUUACAAAUUUUAUCUUCACAAUUACUGUAAUUGCAAUCGUUAUUUUCUCAUUUUUUCUAUCAUAUUUGACUCAUUUCUCGGAAAAUGUUGAGUUUUAUGACAUUGCAAGUAUGGAACUUAUGAUAAUUAUUGAUCUGAUAAGUCUUAUUCUUCUCAUUUACACUUCUCGACUAUCAAAAAUCAAAUAUAAUCUAAAAAUUGGCCUAGUUUCUCUCGAAAAGAAGUUUCAAUUAUCACAAGUUUAUACAUGGUCGAGAAGUGUUCUUCCAAGUUUUGUUUUUGCAAAAAUAUUCCGAUUUGUUUCGUUGUUCAAUGUGAUUGUAAUCAAAUAUUUAUUCAAAUUGGUUUCCGCGCAAACUAUUUCGAUUGCUUAUUCAAUUUUCAACGUUGGACUUGACAUUUUCAUAAUUUCGCUGACAAUAAGUGCAAUUUAUCGACAGAAAAAACUUCGAAAGGGAUUAUUUUUUUGGAGUCACAACUCGAAAACCACAAACUAUUGA
Messenger RNA from Caenorhabditis angaria, 552 nucleotides. Lineage: Eukaryota; Metazoa; Nematoda; Chromadorea; Rhabditida; Rhabditidae. The record is from the annotation of a GenBank genome assembly.